Molecule: messenger RNA, 796 nt
Organism: Cicer arietinum (chickpea)
Lineage: Eukaryota; Viridiplantae; Streptophyta; Magnoliopsida; Fabales; Fabaceae
Product: flowering-promoting factor 1-like protein 2
Biological process (GO): regulation of flower development
Source: RefSeq, a predicted model, not a curated record
CCUUCUCAUUUCUCUCAACCAAAACCAAAAAUCCCUUCAUUCUAAAUCAUCUCAAUUCUCUUGUUCUACUAAAAAAAAUAUUUUUUUUACUAAAAAAAAAUAUUAAAUACCAAUAAAUUCAUCACACACACAAAAAAAAAAGAUAUUAGAUAGAUAAGAAAAAAUGUCAGGUGUUUGGGUGUUUAAGAAUGGUGUGUUUCGUUUGGUGGAGAAUCCUCAAGGAGAAGAUGGAAGAAAUGGGAAGAGAAAGAUGUUGGUUCAUUUGCCAACAGGGGAAGUGGUAACUUCUUAUGCUUUUCUUGAGAGAAUAUUGAUGGGUUUAGGUUGGGAGAGGUACUAUGAUGGAGAUCCUGAUUUAUACCAAUUUCAUAAACACUCUUCUAUUGACCUAAUUUCUCUACCUAAAGAUUUUUCAAAGUUCAAUUCCAUCAAUAUGUAUGAUAUUGUCAUAAAGAACCCUAAUGUUUUCCAUGUUAGGGAUAAGUGAGUUCAUUUGGCUACUACCACUAGCUAAGUAGCUAGCUAGCUCAUGCAUUUAUCUUUGAUUUUUUUUUUUUAUUGGGGUUUUUAGAUUUAUUUUCAUGCUUGUGUGCCUCUAUACAUAUAUAGCUAGCUAGAGUUUUGUGGAAACUCUAGUGAUUUAUAAGCUUGUUGGUUUUCAUUUGUUUUUGUUCAUAAGAGAGUGAAUAAGUAACUAUAGAUGAUUGAUGUAUGACUAGUGUAUAUUUGCUUGGAGUGCUUUUUGUAACAUGUUGAGUAUUGAUUUCUAAUAAUAACAUUAUUCCUUGCAUUUCAA